Molecule: messenger RNA, 4599 nt
Organism: Aspergillus steynii IBT 23096
Lineage: Eukaryota; Fungi; Ascomycota; Eurotiomycetes; Eurotiales; Aspergillaceae
Product: putative RNA helicase/RNAse III
Exons: 16
Coding region: 1-4599 (1532 amino acids)
Biological process (GO): siRNA processing
Cellular component (GO): RISC complex; cytoplasm; nucleus
Molecular function (GO): ATP binding; ribonuclease III activity; RNA binding
Source: RefSeq, a predicted model, not a curated record
AUGGAGGCACCCGUGCCAUCUCCUCGAUCACAGGACCAGAAAGACCAGGCACUAUUACACUCUGGAGAUGCCUCCCUUAUUUCCGACGGAGUUGCUGAGAAAGAUGACAGCUCUUCAGAUGAAUCGCACGAUGACAACAAUGACGAAGGGUCCAGUCAUAAACAUAUCACCCAACGCCGAAAGCAUCAGAACGCAACAUUUGAAGCAUUACUUUCCCAACGAGUCGACCUCGAUUCGAUCGAAGAAGCCCGACCCGCGAUCCCGAAUGUGCCAGACGCCGAGCUCUCCACGGCUCACUUGGUAGCAAAGCAAGAUCUUGGAGCUGGUCUCUUAGACCCAAGAGAAUACCAAGUGGAACUUUUCGAAAGGGCCAAGUCCCAGAAUACAAUCGCCGUUCUUGAUACUGGAUCUGGAAAGACAUUGAUAGCCGUACUAUUGCUGAAGCAUAUCAUACACAAUGAGUUGAUUGACCGCGCGGCUGGCAAACCUCAUCGUAUAUCGUUCUUCCUGGUGGACAGUGUGACACUCGCAUUUCAACAGGCCGCAGUUUUGCGCAAUAACAUAGAUCAAGAUAUAGCCCACUUCUUUGGGGCCAUGGGAGUUGAUCUCUGGAGCAAGCAAACUUGGGAUGAGCAUUUUCAAAAGAACAUGGUCAUAGUCUGUACAGCAGAGAUACUGAAUCAGUGCUUGCUGAGCUCCUAUAUCAAGAUGAACCAGAUAAACCUGCUUAUUUUCGAUGAAGCUCAUCAUACAAAGAAGGAUCACCCCUACGCGCGAAUCAUACGGGAAUCAUACCUCAAAGCAGACCCUCUGCUACGUCCUAGGAUCUUCGGAAUGACCGCUUCACCUAUAGAUACCAAAGGAGACAUCAUAGAUGCCGCGGUGUCCCUCGAGACUCUCCUGGACAGCAAGAUUGCCACCACAUCGAAACCAAAUCUUUUACGGCAGUUUGUCUAUCGACCGGUGGAAAAGACUUGGGCCUAUGAUAAGCUGGGAGCACCAUUUGCAACCACGUUGUACAAAACCAUGGAGGAUCGCUUCGGCGACAUUGCAGCUCUAGAAUGGAUAUUUAGAUUUGCUCGUCUGGCAAGUUCUGAGCUAGGGAAAUGGUGCUCAGACCGAGCAUGGUUGCAUGCACUGGCCGAUGAUGUGCUACCGAAACUCGAGAGCACAGUUAGCAAGCCACUACAACCAGGUAGCUCGUCACAGGUCCCUGAAACUGCAUAUAAGGAAAUCUCGCGGAUCAAAGAGGCUAGUGAGAUAGUGAAGAAACACACUUUUGGGAGCCCCAGUUUGCCAGGCGAAUUGAGCCCAAAGGUGCAGCUCCUUCGCGAUGAACUGAAAGCAUGCUUCAGCCACUCGGCGGAAACAAAAUGCAUAGUAUUCACAAAGAAGCGCUACACCGCCAGGAUGUUGUUUGAGCUUUUCACAAAACUGGAAAUCCCAUUUAUUCGACCGGGGGUCCUCAUAGGGGUGAGGUCCGGUGAUGUGGCAGGCAUGAAUGUGACUUUUCGGCAACAGUUCCUUGCGCUGGUCAAGUUCAGAAAUGGAGAGAUAAAUUGCUUGUUUGCUACUUCUGUGGCAGAGGAAGGCCUUGAUAUUCCGGACUGCAAUUUGGUUGUCAGGUUCGAUUUGUACAACACUCUCAUUCAGUAUGUGCAGAGUCGAGGUCGUGCACGCCAUCGGAGUUCGACCUACGCAGUCAUGGUUGAAAGGAUGAAUAGCGCCCAUGAAGAACUGCUGGAAGACACUCGAGCAGCUGAAAAAAUCAUGCAAAACUUCUGCGAGACCCUCCCCGAGGACCGUAUACUGCGUGGGACCGACUCCGACUUAGAGUCGAUUCUUGAGAAAGCUGAGGGAAAGCGAACUUUUACAAUCAAAGCAACAGGGGCAAAAUUGACCUAUCAUUCGUCCAUCGAUAUUCUAGCACGCUAUGCUAGCUCUCUGGUACGUCAGGCGUUCCUUGGACUGCUAGUACAAUAUGAGAAAGAUAGCCUCGCCCAAGCAAUUUAUGUCGUCCUUCCUGUGCACAAUACAUUUGUUUGCGAGGUCAUUCUCCCCGAGAAAUCUCCAAUUCGAGGACUCACCGGUAGUCCUGAAAUGAAAAAAUCCACCGCAAAACAAUCUGCAGCUUUUGAUGCGUGCCUCAUGCUUCGAAAACACAAACUUCUCGAUGACUAUUUCCAUUCAAUCUAUCACAGACGCCUACCUGCCAUGAGAAAUGCGAAACUGGCCAUUACGUCCAAGCGUACAAACCAGUAUGCCAUGUUGCCAAAACCUUCGCUUUGGAAGAAGCAACAAGGAACUAUGCCAUAUCAGCUUUUUGCUACAAUCAUUACCUUGGCUCCCUCAAAGACUCUUAGCCGAGGCCAUGGAGGUCUAGUAUUCUUAACUCGCCAAAGAAUGCCAAAGUUUCCUCCAUUUUCUAUCUUUCUAGACGACGACAUCGAGACUACGCUUAAUUGCGAGCCCCAACAAGAAGGUCUGACAGUAUCUCUCGAAGAUGUGGAGUUACUGACAACAUUCACGCUUCGUGUUUUCCAAGACGUCUUUAACAAGGUGUAUGCGCGAGAGGCCGAAAAACUCCCGUACUGGCUUGCUCCAGCAAAACUAGACGGUGCAUCAGUGAGUGCCAGUGAUCGGAAUGCGGUUGACUGGGAUAUAUUAUCGUUCGUCAGUGAGAAUGAGGAGAUCUUGUUCCCUGACAAUGCGGAUCCAAAAGCUCUGCUGAAUCGCUUCGUGUAUGAUAAAUGGGACGGGCGAUAUCGGUAUUUCAGCAUAGCCAUUGACGAGACGUUGUCUCCAUCAAGUCCGCCACCAUCAUUCGUGCCCCAUCGCAGACACAUGAAAGAUAUCAUGAACUAUACAUUAAGUCUUUCAAAGAAUUCGCGAGCUUUGUUUCUUUCCAAAUGCAAAUGGGAUCAGCCAGUCGUGCGAGCGGAGCUAGUGCGUCUACGGCGAAACCUUUUGGAUAAAAUGACGGAAAAGGAGAGGGAUAUCAAAACUCGAUGUUACAUUUGCAUUGAACCACUGAGAAUUUCCGCAAUUCCAGCGUCAACUGCAGCUUCCUGCCUUGCUUUUCCUGCGAUUCUGAGCAGAAUGGAAGCAUGUUUGGUUGCGCUCGAAGCAUGUGAGAAGCUAGAGCUGGCUGUAAAUCCAGAGUAUGCCCUGGAAGCGUUUACCAAGGACUCUGACAACACAGAAGAACACCGGGCCCUCCAAAUUCAUGUCCAAAGAGGCAUGGGAAAAAAUUACGAGCGCCUUGAGUUCCUAGGCGAUUGCUUCCUUAAGAUGGCUACAUCCUUAUCUCUUUUCAUACAAAAUCCUGAUGACGAUGAGUUCGAUUAUCAUGUGAAUCGCAUGUGUCUUAUCUGCAACAAAAACCUUUUUAACUCGGCGACGAAGAAGGAACUGUACCAGUACAUCCGCAGCCGAGGGUUUUCAAGGCAUACGUGGUAUCCUGAUGGUCUGAACCUUCUUCAGGGUAAGGAUCAUAGUAAGAAGGUUUCUUCCGAAGGCAAGCAUGCACUUGGCGAGAAGACGAUUGCAGAUGUUUGCGAAGCAAUUAUCGGGGCUUCAUUGCUCUCCGGUGGCGUUGAGCAUCGAUUUGAUGUUGCUGUCAAAGCAGUGAGCGCAUUGGUUGACAGCAAAAGUCACAGUCAGUCAUGUUGGAGAGAUUACAACGCCUCAUAUACGAUUCCCAGAUAUCAAGCCCAACAGCCUGAUGGGUUCGAAAUUGACCUUAGCCAGAGGGUAGAGAAGAAACUGGGUUACAGCUUCAAAUACCCACGACUUUUGCAUUCGGCCUUUACUCAUCCCUCAUACCCUUCCGCGUGGGCUAAAGUACCGUGUUACCAGAGACUUGAAUUUCUAGGCGACUCGCUCCUCGAUAUGGUGUGCGUGGAAGACAUAUUUCACCGAUUUCCCGACCGAGAUCCUCAAUGGCUCACAGAACAUAAAAUGGCAAUGGUGUCGAACAAGUUUCUUGGUGCUCUUGCGGUCAAGCUAGGGCUUCAUACACAUCUGAAACAUUUCAGCAGCCCCUUACAGUCGCAAAUUACACACUACGCGGAGGAGAUACAAACUGCUGAAAAUGAAAGCGAGGGAGCAGUAGAUUAUUGGAUCGUCACCAAGGAUCCACCCAAGUGCCUUCCCGACAUGGUUGAAGCAUAUCUUGGAGCUGUUUUUGUGGAUUCAAAUUUCACUUUCGAGGUGAUAGAGGCGUUUUUCGAGCGUUUCAUCAGGCCUUACUUCCAGGACAUGGCAAUCUAUGACACUUUCGCCAACAAGCAUCCUACGACGUUUCUGCAUAACAGAUUGACCAACGAAUUCGGUUGUAUCAACUAUUGUCUUAAGGCAGGUGAGAUACCCGCUGGAGAUGGGGGCCCUGUCAGCGUUCUGGCUGCUGUGAUCAUACAUAAUACCGUGAUUGCCGAGGGAACAGCCUCAUCAGGCCGCUAUGCGAAGGUUAAGGCGAGUGAAAAAGCACUGAGCGUCCUCGAAAAUACUGGGGUCCAUGAGUUUCGCGCGAAGUAUCGUUGCGACUGCCGAGCAACUGAUAGUAGCGGUCAGAGCGUGGACAUCGGAACUGCCAUAUGA